AUGGACUCCGUCUUCCAUGGGCGUCCACCGUCCCGCCGCCGCAUCCUCGGAGACGUUACAAACCGCGCUAAUGAGGGUCUACACAGCCAGCAACGCGAUGAAAAGCAAGUCAAUGAAGACAAACCAGUCUCUAUAACCCAGCAAAUCCUUCAAAAAGAUCCAGUAGUCACAAAUGUUUCACUUGCAGUUCGCAACGGGCUUGGUUCUCCAGAAAACAAGCGUCUCUCAGCUGUUCAAGCCCGCGAAGGUCGCCCUCCAAACUCCAAGCGUGAUUUGGAGAUUUCCAACGCAAGCACUAAUGCUUCCAGCUUCAACCGCCGUCUCAAGACACACAUAGGCCCAUGGCAGCUGGGCAGAACCAUCGGUCGAGGCGGCUGCUCACGCGUACGACUUGUUAGGCAUUCUGGAACUGGUCAAUAUGGUGCUGCAAAAAUCAUUUCCAAGGCCACAGCUGAGAAAGUUCGGGCGUUGAGUUUGGCCAAUCUUAUCCAGAGUGCUGAGCAGGAUCCAACUCUAUGCCAUGAUGGCAAGGUGAUCCCUUUUGGAUUGGAACGUGAGAUCUGUAUCAUGAAGUUGUUGGAUCACCCGAACAUUGUCCGCCUGUUUGAUAUUUGGGAGAACCGUGAUGAGCUCUAUCUCAUCAUGGAGUUUGUAGAAGGCGGAGAGCUUUUCGCCUACAUUCAAGAACAGGGCGGUUUGAUCGAAAUACACGCUGUCCAUAUUUUCCGCCAGAUGAUCGCAGCUUUGACCUACUGCCAUCGAAUCAACAUUCAUCACCGCGAUCUCAAACCCGAGAAUAUUUUGCUGGACAGAGACACUAUGACAGUCAAGCUGGUUGAUUUCGGCAUGGCUGCCUUACAACCGGUCGGAAAGAAGCUCACCACACCUUGUGGAAGCCCGCAUUACGCCGCCCCAGAAGUCAUCAAGACCACAUCCUACGAUGGCGCAAAGGCAGAUGUCUGGAGCUGUGGCGUCAUCUUAUUUGUUCUGCUUACCGGUGCGCCCCCUUUCAAUUACUCGGGUGAUGAUCGCUACAUGAAGCAUCUAUUUCGCGAUAUCGCACAGGCCAAGUAUGUCAUGCCUGACAAUAUCUCCAAAGAAGCUCAGGAUCUCAUCAGGAAGAUCUUGGUGCCCGACCCCAAGCGCCGCAUAUCACUUGAGGAAAUCUGGAAUCAUCCUUUCCUACGCAAGUACCAACAAGAGUUGAACUUUUUGGGAAACAAUGCUCACCUCGAUCAUUGGACUGGCCCUUCUCCUGUCAUAGCUGAGUGGACGGCGUUAGACCGGGCCACUGUUAAUCGCGACAUUCUGAGAUAUCUGCGUACGCUGUGGCAUAGUGAGAAGGAAGAGAGCCUCAUUCAAAAGUUGAUCAGUCCAGAAUCAAACCAGGAAAAGUUCUUUUACGCUGCACUUCGCAAAUACCAUGCUGAUCAAUUGGAGAAUUACCAGCCAAGCUCGCAGUAUGCUGUUGCUCAUUCAAACAGCGAUCAUCAUCAUCACAGUACACGUCACGCACCUACACCCUUGGAAAUUUCAGAGCUUCCAUUGAAGCAUACCAAGCGCUCACAGUCCGCCUACUCGAUUCUCAAUAACGAGCAUCUUUACUCAAAGCAUAACCUCUAUGAGACUCCAGCCUCCGAAGCGAGCUACGAUCCUUACCGAGCCUCGCGGCAGCCUAUAAUGCCCGGUCCAGGAGAUAUACCUCUUAGCCAGCAUGUUACUGUACAUCGCGGACGUGGAAGCCGCAGUGAAAAGCCACGUCCCACUACAGCUCUGGGACACCGGGCCGGCAGCUCAUUGCGCAUUCAGACUCUGCGAAACAGAUCUAAACGUAGUUAUGCGACAUCGCGCAGUUCUUCGAGUCGAAGCAGCCUGUCUUACCGCGCCUUUUCUGUCCAGAGGCGUUCGAUGUCACGAUCCUCGCUCAUGAGCUCCCAAUGGCCCAGCAGCCCGCCUGUUGUUUCUCGCCCUAGCGGUAUAGGCAAGCGAGGUGUGAGCUUCUCGCAUCUGCGCGAUCGUCGGUCAUCGGCUGCUACUGGUAGUAGUUGGCAGACUGAGGUUGGAUCAUGUACCGAUUACAUGGCUCACAGGCCUCACACCUUUAUCGGAUCGUAUGAAUCAGCCAUGAGGGCUAGCACUGUCCGCUCGAACCCCAGAUCAAAGGCUCUUGCUGGUACAGAUACUCCACAUCUAAAAUUAUAUAAGCGGGAGAGCCCAACCAAAUACAUUCAGGGUGAGGUUCGGAAGGUCAGUAUGGAGCUGGGCAAGGUCAUGGAAGAGGCUUUUAAUCGAUCAUCUGUCGGUUCAAGUGUCUACUCAGGCACAUAUACGUAUAACAAUGCCUCUCAUUAUGACAACCCUCCGACAUCUUCCCCAAACACGCAGAAUUUGAGCAGCAGCAUACUUGCCACUCCCCCAGCUGCCAUAUGGUUGUCCCGAGAGCGACCUCUUCCACCUACACCGGCCGAGACUCCAAAUACCUUUGUUCAGCGAAAGCUCGCAGAGACCCGUGCAGAAAUCGCCCAAAGGAUUAUGGAGGAUGAAACCACGGAACGUUAUAACAACCUCCUUAAGAAUCUCGAUCGCUUGAUGAUGCCUGCAGCGAUUGGAGGUAAGCGUAUUGCUUCGGCCCCCACUAAGUCUCCUGAACAUGGGCCACUACAUAUGAUCCCAGAAGAGGUGAAGAUUGACAAUGGAGAUGGGUCGGAUAAUCUGGUUACUCAUCACCGGGUCUUCACUAAUCCUGUUAGAUCUCAGGGUCACCGUGUAGCACCAGACCAGCAGCAGACGAUUCGCAUUGUUAAUGGAUCGCCUAAUCGUGUGGCGCCCCUAAACAUUCGCAAGAAAAGCGGAGCAAGCCUGGACUCAAAGAAGGCUACUAAGGAGAUGACUGUUCAUGAUCCGUUUGCAGCAAGACUCGACAACGAUGUCUCUAUGCCUGCAAAGCAACACCCUGUGAUCCGGAAAAAGAAGUCAUGGUUUCGGCGAAACAAUGAUGAAAAGAACAAGGAUCAUGAUGAAGAGGAGAACCAAGUUACGAAGCAAUCAAACGGGCUACUCCAAAUACCUGAGGCAUGGCACGGUCUUAAUGAUCGUACCAAAAGGGACCCUCUGUCAUUGAUUAAUGGCGGCCAUCCAAAGCAUAACCAGAAGCAAUCAGGUGGAAGCAAUGGGAGCGAGUUUCCUAUGCGCCAUGGCAACUCUAACCCUUCAAAGGGCGAUAGCACAGCUCGCAAAGGUUUCCUUGCAUUGUUCGGAAAGAAGUUCAAGAAUAGCAAAAGAAAUAGCCCGAUGGAGCUAAGAGAAAUCAACUUUAGCUCCUCUUCUAUCUCGUCCAACUUCGAUCUGGGGCCCGACCGCAAUAAGGAUGUAGUUCGUAUCGCCCCUCCUGAGAUGCAGAUGAACUGGCUAUCACGCUUCCUGCAUAUCAAACCCGCUAGCAAAACUUUGUGCCUGCAAGUCGGUCGUGGCAAAGUUCGACAGGACUUUGUUCGUCUGCUGCGCGACUGGCAGCGCUUUGGCAUUCAGGAUGUGGUGUUAGAUCGCAAGUCCAAGUCCAUCAGUGCGCGCGUUGAUAAAAAUAAUCACUUGAAAAUCAAGCCCGUAUCGUUUGUCAUUGAACUCUUCGUCGUACUCGAACACGGGCGCCGCGCCAACCUCUGCCUUGCACGAUUUACACAGACGCGCGGGGCAGCAUCCAGCUUUCGCAAGGUCGUCGAUAUUAUCGAGGACAUCUGUCGCGCUCGCUGUAUGCUGGUCGAAGAUGAGCAAAAGAAAGCCUCGAUGAUGGAGGUCUUGGAUUAGGAUGCCAAUAUGGAGGCAUGGGAUGGUGUGGGCUGUUUGGAUACCAGAUGGCAUACCUCUUAUCCACUGGCCUGAGGAGCUGUGCGUUGAAAUUGCUCAUACCUUUAGUAUCGUACAGCAGUGCGGGAUGACUUGUAUGCGCAAACUAUACGCUGUACUGGAUAUCGACGGAACAUGUUGCCUGCUUGCACACGAUAUCCGACCAAAAGUUAUGCAACAUCGCGAUGUACACCAAGGCCAUU
Messenger RNA from Bipolaris sorokiniana ND90Pr, 4046 nucleotides. RefSeq lists its product as uncharacterized. Gene Ontology annotation, cellular component: cytoplasm. Gene Ontology annotation, biological process: intracellular signal transduction; protein phosphorylation. The transcript is spliced from 6 exons. NCBI's taxonomy places the organism in Eukaryota, Fungi, Ascomycota, Dothideomycetes, Pleosporales, Pleosporaceae. The record is from RefSeq and is a predicted model, not a curated record. Gene Ontology annotation, molecular function: ATP binding; protein serine/threonine kinase activity. The coding region runs from base 1 to 3804 and encodes 1267 amino acids.